Molecule: messenger RNA, 921 nt
Organism: Ogataea philodendri
Lineage: Eukaryota; Fungi; Ascomycota; Pichiomycetes; Pichiales; Pichiaceae
Exons: 1
Coding region: 1-921 (306 amino acids)
Molecular function (GO): protein binding
Source: RefSeq, a predicted model, not a curated record
AUGGAAAAACUUUGGGACCUUGAUCACAAAAAAAAUAUAGAUCAAAAAAACAAACACGCUCGUUAUUUGAAAAUCAUGGGUAGAUCGAAUCCAAUCACCCUAAUUAACCCAUUUGCUCUCAGUACCUUUGGAAUUGCUUCUAUUGGAUGGAUCAUCACUUUUGCCGGAUGUAUUGCUACAAACACGCAAAAUAGUUUGUUUCCCAAGUUUGCGUGGUGGGCCGUGGUGUAUCAGCUAUUACUGCUCAUAGUGAUUGUGGUGUUUUACAUUACAAACACUUUCCAAUAUCACCGUUUGUUCCUGACGUGUUCCAUCGGUGUUGCUUUCGUGUAUAACUCGAACGCGGCAAACAACCUGGUUUAUGAUUCGGAUUCGGCACCAGGAGCGGCAAGUGCCGGUUUCAUCAUCCAAUGUAUCAUCAACAUUCUGUGGAUGCUCUACUUUGGAUCUGAACCAAGCUCUCCAAUCAUUUCCUACAUCGACUCCUUUGGAAACGGCAGUAACGUUAUGCUUUCCACUAGACGGUCAAAGUCCAACAGAAACACUAUGAAUCAAACACAACCAGUUUACGAUGAGACCUACAAAGAAGAAAACACUGGAUACCUCGACAGAAACUCGUUAUCGAACGACACGACUCCAGCCCAUGAGAAUCCGUUCAAUCAAAACUACUCCUCGCAGCUCAACGGUUUGGAGAACGCAUCCGCUUCGAACAGAGCUUCUGCGCUACAUGAGGAAGACUAUCCGAUUACGGUGAGAGGACUGUUUGAUUACGAGGCAAGUCCUGAUGAUAUCAAUGAACUUUCGUUCAAAAAAGGUGACGUUUUCCGCGUCAAGGAUACCGUCGGAAAUUGGUGGCAAGGAAAGAACUCCAAGGGAGAGAUCGGAAUGUGCCCAAGCAACUACUUGGAGGUUAUUGGAUAG